Molecule: messenger RNA, 882 nt
Organism: Plasmodium malariae
Lineage: Eukaryota; Apicomplexa; Aconoidasida; Haemosporida; Plasmodiidae
Gene: PBLP
Product: BEM46-like protein, putative
Exons: 10
Coding region: 1-882 (293 amino acids)
Cellular component (GO): membrane
Molecular function (GO): palmitoyl-(protein) hydrolase activity
Source: RefSeq, a predicted model, not a curated record
AUGUACUUGGUUCAGGAUGAUAUUAUAUUUGCAAAAGAUAAGUAUGACCCUGCCGUAGCACAAAAACCAGGCAAUAAUUACGAAGAAGUUUUGGUAAAAACCGAAGAUGGAUAUACACAUCAAUGUUGGUAUGUAAAGGCACCAGACCACGAGAAAAAACCCAUACUUUUAUACUUCCUUGGGAAUGGAGGAUACCUAGAAUUGUACGUUGACCUUUUCGAUCGCAUCGUCGAUAAAGUGGAUGUAAACAUUUUCUCCUGCACAAACAGGGGCUGCGGAACAAAUGACGAAGAGCCAUCAGAGGAAUAUUUUUAUAAAGACGCAAAUGUUUACUUAAACUAUUUAAAACAAGACAAAUCAAGAAAAAUAAUUGUAUUCGGCAGUUCCAUGGGCGCAGCAGUGGCUAUCGAAGCGGCAUUGAAAAAUCAGAAAGACAUAUACGGAUUGAUCGUUCAGAACACAUUUUUAAGCAUGAAAAAAAUGGCACGUGAAAAAAAGCCGUUCUUGUAUUUUUUUCUUGUAUGUUAUGACUUCCUUAUUAGAACGAAAAUGGACAACGAAAAAAAAAUAAAGAAAAUUCGUUCUCCAGUCUUGUUUACUAUUUCUGCCAAGGACGAAACUAUUUCACCUAGGCACACGCAAACAUUGUACGAGACAUGCCCAAGUAAGCAUAAGUAUUUAUUUAUUUCAAAAGACGGAACGCAUAAUAACAUUAUUAUAAGUGAUCAUGGAGAAUAUUUCAAUUCAUUGAAGGAGUUUAUCGAAACAGCUAUUUUUAUUAAGGAUAAUAAAGAGGAAUAUGAAAAAAAAAAAAAAAGAAAAGAUAUUAAUAUUGUUAAUGGUGGUGGUGCUGUUGAGAACUUAUCUGUGCAAGAUGUUUAG